Messenger RNA from Drosophila gunungcola (fruit fly), 1305 nucleotides. It is a transcript of the gene PGAP3, whose product is annotated as post-GPI attachment to proteins factor 3. Gene Ontology annotation, molecular function: hydrolase activity, acting on ester bonds. Lineage: Eukaryota; Metazoa; Arthropoda; Insecta; Diptera; Drosophilidae. The transcript is spliced from 4 exons. Bases 124 to 1116 code for a protein of 330 amino acids. The record is from RefSeq and is a predicted model, not a curated record. Gene Ontology annotation, biological process: GPI anchor biosynthetic process. Gene Ontology annotation, cellular component: endoplasmic reticulum membrane.
UCUGCACGUCGAUAGUCGUGAAAAUCGAUAGCGUCGACAGGUCGGCGAUUAAUCAAUAGUGCAAUGUUUACAAAAUACUUCAGGUGCAUGUCGCUGAGAGGGCGAUUUUAACUAGUUUUAGUCAUGUCUAGUCGUAGUUUAAGUGCAAUUCUCCUGCUCCUGGGGGCGUUUGUGGCCACCUGCCACGCCUCCAACGGGGACCGCACCCAGUUUUUUCACAACUGUCGGCAAAACUGCGAGCGAACAAACUGUUCGGCUGAUGGCCUGGAGAUCCAAGAGCAGGCGGUAAAGUUCUACAAGCAGUCGGUGUUUGAUCGGCUCUUCCAGUGGAGCUGCGCGGACGAGUGCCAGUAUGGCUGCAUGUGGCGCACGGUGUUGGCCUUCUUCGAGCGCGGAUGGCCCAUUCCGCAGUUCUACGGCAAGUGGCCUUUCCUACGACUGCUGGGCAUGCAGGAGCCGGCCUCGGUCAUCUUCUCCGGACUCAACUUCGCCGUACACCUGCGCCUGCUGCGAAAAUUUCGGCGGGAAGUCCGUCCGGACAGUCCCUGCUACAUGCUGACCCACAUAUUCGCAGUGACGAGCCUCAACGGCUGGGUCUGGUCCGCCAUCUUUCACACGAGGGACUUUCCGCUGACCGAGCUGCUGGACUACGCCUUUGCCUACUCCAUUAUCCUGUGCUCGCUGUACGUUAUGGUCAUGCGGAUGCUGCACCGCUACUCCCUGUUUCUGCGGGGUGUGAUCUCGCUGGCCUUCCUCUCCUACUACAUUAACUACUUUGCCUACCUGAGCGUGGGCCGGUUCAACUACUCCUUCAACAUGAUGGUGAACGUGGCCACGGGAGUGGUCGCAGCUGUUGGCUGGUUCGUUUGGUGCCACUUCGUGCGCACUCGUAGGCCCUACUUCCGGAGGAUCCUGCGCUUCUACGUUCUCAUGGCUCUGGCCAUGAGCCUGGAGCUGCUGGACUUUCCGCCCAUUCUCUGGAUUCUGGAUGCACACGCUCUUUGGCACCUGGCCACGGUUCCGCUGGCAUCUCUCUACUACGACUUCAUGAUCGAGGAUUGCCGAACCCUGCGAAAAGAGAAGGUUGCGGCUGGCGGCUAUGCUUUCUACAACUAGGACUUUAGAGAAUGGCAGAUUCUGGUUAACGUCCUGUUGUCUUUCCUCAUGAAUUCCCUGCCUCUAGUGACAAAGCUUAACUGCCAGUUUAAAUUUCUUCAGGAAUUCAUGCGGAAAGCAUCUACGGCAAUGAUUAGAUUUACACGCUUCAUUUAAAAAGACAUAAUAUAGACUUUAUUACAACAUUCA